Heteronotia binoei (common prickly gecko) is the source of this 1029-nucleotide messenger RNA. Its product is annotated as forkhead box protein G1-like. Lineage: Eukaryota; Metazoa; Chordata; Lepidosauria; Squamata; Gekkonidae. Gene Ontology annotation, biological process: regulation of transcription by RNA polymerase II. The record is from RefSeq and is a predicted model, not a curated record. Gene Ontology annotation, molecular function: DNA-binding transcription factor activity; sequence-specific double-stranded DNA binding. The coding region runs from base 1 to 1029 and encodes 342 amino acids. The transcript has a single exon. Gene Ontology annotation, cellular component: nucleus.
AUGGAGGGGUUAAAUGCCAACAGCUGGGUCCUGAAAUCUCCCUUCAGCAUCACAAGCCUCCUCCAAGACGUGGCCUCAAGUGAAACUCCUGAGGGACCUCUGUCAUCGCCGCCAAGGGAAGAAGGGGGCAUCGUGGCGGCCAGUGACGAACUUGAGAGGUUGAGAAAAGAGGAUCCUUCUAGGGAAAGGAGAGGGAAACCUGAGAAGCCACCCUUCAGUUACAACGCUCUGAUCAUGAUGGCCAUCCGACAGAGCCCGGAGAAGCGGCUCACGCUCAACGGCAUCUACGAAUUCAUCAUGGGGCACUUCCCGUACUACAAGGAGAACAAACAAGGUUGGCAGAACUCCAUUCGGCACAACCUCAGCCUUAACAAAUGCUUCGUCAAGGUGCCCCGGCACUACAACGAUCCCGGCAAAGGCAAUUACUGGAUGUUGGACCCUUCCAGUGAGGACGUCUUCAUCGGAGGUGCCACUGGCAAGCUGAGGAGGCGGUCGUCUGCUUCUCGGGCCAAGCUGGCCUUCAGGAGGGGAGCCAGGCUAGCUUCGGCUGGGGUGACCCUUACCGGAUCCUUCUACUGGCCCUUCUCCCCUUUCUGCAGUGCCACCUCGGCCUACCUCGGCCCUCACCCCAGCUCCUUCUCUUCUAUUUUCUCCCAUCAGGCCAUAACUCCUCCAGGAAUGCACGGACAGAUGGAAGGCGAUGACCCUUCCAGCAGCCACCAGCGCACCGUCACCACGACGACAUUGGCUUCGGCCUUGCCCUACGGCUUGUCCGUGCCCGAACGCCUGAACUCUUGCUCGGUCAACUUCCUGACGGGCCAGACGAGCUACGUCUUCUCUCAGAGACACCAUCAUGCCUUGCUGACGAGUCCUUCAGCUGACCUCCCUGCCAAAUGUGCUGAAGAUCUCCUCGGUGGAGUUCCUUCGACUUUCCCUGGGCUGCUCUCUCCAGACCUCCCAAACUACUUUCCUCUCCAGAAUCAAGGCGUUUCCUUUAAUCCAACAGCCUGUCCACGGCCUCUUCGCUGA